Molecule: messenger RNA, 630 nt
Organism: Glycine soja
Lineage: Eukaryota; Viridiplantae; Streptophyta; Magnoliopsida; Fabales; Fabaceae
Product: arp2/3 complex-activating protein rickA-like
Exons: 1
Coding region: 1-630 (209 amino acids)
Source: RefSeq, a predicted model, not a curated record
AUGGCUGAAGCACCUCCGCCCAAAACCAGAAUGGAAUGCAUUGAAGAAGCCAUCGCCAAGCUUCCCUCUAAUCGACUCCAUGUCACCUUCACCUUAGAGGAGCUACUCCACCGACUAACCAACCUGCAAACCACUCAACAACAACACCACUCACCACACUCCUCUCCAUCUUCCUUCCCUCUACAGUCACUGCCACCAGCCGCCCCAAUACUAACCACACCGCUGCCUCCACUGUUGACUCCGUCGCUACCUCCGUCGAUCAAGCCGCCCCCGUCACCCACGUGCACAACACCCACGUCCAUGCCAACUCCACCGCCACGCCCCGCACUCAUGCCGCAACACCCCGCACCUUGGCCGACCCUGGUUUCCAGUAGAGAAGACACUACAAGGAAGCUCGUAGCACCACUCCACCUUACGUUGCCUUUUGAGAGCGGCAACAACAGCCACCGCGAUACCGGUCUUCCUCUUAAUAUGCUCAAUGUAGGUAACAGAGUACCGCAGACCAUCCUCGAGAAAGUUCUUACGAACUCCGCAAGCCAAACAGCGAAUUCGGAGUUUCAUAAUGAUUCUCAUGUUGUCACACAACACCUCCUUGUAUCCCUUGGCUCCUCCAUUGCCUCUCUCCCAUGA